AUGAGGGACAUUCUGAGCAUCGGCGGGGAACCCGUCUUCGACAAUCGCAUCGUGAAGAUCGAGAGUCACACGUACAAUCUGUACGCCAAUACCACUUUCGGAUACAGCGACGAGAUACGAAUACCUAUACAACAGCAGGACCUAUACACGCUGCCGUGCGAGAAUUUUCUCUACGUCAAAGGUAGACUGCACGCGAAGAAUAAUCCGCCGCCCGCGUCGAGCGGCGAAUCGGGUAAGCCUGCCUCGGCCUCUAAGGAGCCGUCCGUGCCCUCGACGCCGGCGUGGCUCGUGAACAAUUGCGUCGCCUUUAUGUUCGAGGAGAUACGUUACGAGCUCGAUGGCGUGGAAAUCGAUCGUAAUCGCAACGUCGGAAUAACCAGCACGAUCAAGAACUACGUCUCGCUGACGGCCGAACGAGGCAAGAUCUUGAAGAACGCCGGAUGGGAUCUCGCGACUGGACCGAGCGGCGUCGCGUCGACGGGCGACUUCAACUUCUGCGUUCCUCUCGAUACGCUGCUAGGUUUCUCCGAGGAUUACAGGCGCGUCGUUAUCAACGCGCGUCACGAGCUGAUUCUGAUAAGAGCGCGAAACGACAACAAUUGUCUGAUAUCGCGCGAGGAAUUCGAGCUCGCGAAGAUACAGUGGCGCGUGCCGCACGUGGUGCUGAAUGACGUCAACAAAUUAUCGCUGUUGCGCACGUUGGACAGCGGCAGAUAUCUGAGCGCACCCUUUCGCUCGUGGGAUCUCUACGAGUUUCCGCUCCUGCAGAGCACGACCAAACACUCGUGGGCCGACGCUUCCAGAUUCGACGCGUGCAAUCUGACCAACGUAAAGUUGUAUCUCAAUUCCGACUUCUAUCCGUACAACGAUAUGAAUUUGGACUUCGAUAAGAACAAGAUGAUCGCCGUACUGUACGACGCCUACGCGAGAUUUCGACGAACGUAUUACGGAUCCGCGAGCGACGAGACGCUCCUGACUAUGAACAAAUUUCUAUACUGCGGCCCGCUCACGGUGAUAGAUUGUUCCCGCCAAAACGAAGCGAUUAAGAGCGCCACUGUGGACGUUCGUCUAGAAUUCGACUGCAAGGACAACGUUCCUUCUAACACCACGGCGUACUGUCUAAUCAUUCACGAUCGCGUGGUGGAGUACAAUCCGUUGACGAACGUCGUGCGUAAGAUCCUGUAA
Molecule: messenger RNA, 1185 nt
Organism: Camponotus floridanus (Florida carpenter ant)
Lineage: Eukaryota; Metazoa; Arthropoda; Insecta; Hymenoptera; Formicidae
Exons: 2
Coding region: 1-1185 (394 amino acids)
Source: RefSeq, a predicted model, not a curated record